AUGGCAACAACGCGCCUCCGCAAAACAUUCAACUACCCCGACUCCUCAGACGACGAAGACACGGUCGAAGCUGGUCUAGACGCCGAAGACCAAGCCGAAAUCCUCAGCUCCCUGCACGCCCAAGACGGCUCCUCGACGCACCUCUACACCUCCCUCCUACUCCUCCUGCCCGCUGCAAUCGCGCUGCUCACACUGCCCGGCCUCGUGCACGCAUCGACGUUCGCCCCGAGUCUGCUCGCGCUCGCCAGUCUGGCUGCAAGUGCGUAUACACUGUACUACCUCCCUCUGCCGCCACGGAGCGUGGGGAUCAUUGUUGAUGGUCAGAGAGUCGGUAAGCGGAAUGAGAAGGCGACGGGCAGGUGUAGAUUGAACGCUGCGGCUUCGUCAGCGAGGGGGGAGAGGGUGGAAGUGCCGUGGCUGUCAAGUGAGGUGCAGGGGAUUCUUGCGCGGUAUAUCGUGCCGGGGAACGGGGCGGUCUGUAGUAUAUUGGCGGUCGCAGAGCUGGUUCAGAGGAGAGAGUGGAGGGAGGGCAUGAUGAUUGGGGGUGGGUAUCUGCCGGGGCUGGUGCUGACGGUUGUGCUCUGGGCGCGGAGGGAAUUGAGGGUUGUGGAUAUGAGUGAGCUGCAGCAGCUACGGUCUUGA
Messenger RNA from Didymella exigua CBS 183.55, 642 nucleotides. RefSeq lists its product as uncharacterized. The coding region runs from base 1 to 642 and encodes 213 amino acids. The record is from RefSeq and is a predicted model, not a curated record. Lineage: Eukaryota; Fungi; Ascomycota; Dothideomycetes; Pleosporales; Didymellaceae. The transcript has 2 exons.